Messenger RNA from Paramisgurnus dabryanus, 4739 nucleotides. The record is from RefSeq and is a predicted model, not a curated record. Lineage: Eukaryota; Metazoa; Chordata; Actinopteri; Cypriniformes; Cobitidae.
GAGUUGAACUGCACCUGACAAAACCACAAAACAUCAAGCAGGCAUGUCCGCACAAGGGCUCGUGCCCUCCGUUGUGCCCGACCUGGACUCUUGCACGUGCAGAGACUGGAUGAUACACGGACAACAAAAAGACACAUUAGAAAAGAUGCCAGACCGGACUCCAGCAGGAGGUGUCGAGGAUGAAUCCGAUGAAUCGGAGGAACCCGAGCUUCCACCAGCAGUCAUACGGAGGAAGGUAUCAUUCGCCGAUGCCUUCGGCCUGGACUUGGUCUCUGUGAAGGAGUAUGACAACAGAGAUUCAUCAGGGCCGAGUAAUUUGGCGAGAUUGCUGGGAGCGGAGGGCAAAGUUGUUGAAGAGUAUUACCUGUCCUGUCCCUUCACCUGCCCAGCUUCUGACCAGGAGCUGCGAAUGAGACUUCAGGACCAGAAGCUGGAGCUGGAGAGCAUCGAACUGCUCCCCGGAUCCACCACCAUCCGGGGCAUCGUCCGUGUUCUUAACCUUUGUUUCCAUAAGGCCGUCUAUGUCCACACCACACUGGACGGUUGGCAGAGCCAUUUCGACCUGCUUGCGGAGUACGUGCCCGGUUCCAGCGACGGAGAGACGGAUCGUUUUUCUUUCCGGCUCAUGUUGACACCUCCUUUCGAGGCCGAAGGGACGCGGGUAGAGUUCUGCCUGAGGUACGAAAGCCAGGCUGGGACCUUUUGGGCCAACAACAGAGGGACGAACUACAUUGUGUUCUGCCAUCAAAGAUGGAGGACUGAAAUGAAAGAAAACGAGAAAGAGAAAGAGAGAGAAAGGGAGAAGUUAAUAGAGGAGAAUAACAACAAAGGCAUCAGGAGCUGUCUAAAAACAAACAGUAAAGUCAUCUGUACAGAGACGACACCCACAGAGAUGAGUAGGGAGAUCUCAGAACAAGUUGCUCCGUGGACCACACGUACCAAGGAAAGCAUAGCUGAGAAAAUAGCAGAAAUUGCUUCCCCCAAAUCCCUUAAGGACUAUUGCACACCUCUGGUGGAUCGUCGCAGGAAACGCAGAACUGCGCGUUUGGUCCACAUGCAGGACUGUUUCUCUCAAAAACAGACGGAACCUAAGCUAGUCGAUUUUUCUCACACAAUUGAAGGUACUAGAGAUUGGUCCACCCCAAAGCUGAAUAUACCUAACAUAGAAGAUGUGCCGAUUGUCCAAAGCAGACACAAUAUGGACACGCCGCCAAUACUAACGUUCCACCAGAUCCCUUUACUUUCUUUGGACUGGGGUGAUAAAACGACAUCACCUGCCUAUGCAAAACCUCAUGAUGUCUGCGAUGAAACAAACCGGGAGAACCGUCCGGAUGAAGAUCACACCACAUCGGCUUGUCAGGCCUGGGAGGCUUUUCUGAGCAGUGAUGAUACGAAACGCGCUGACAGAGAUACGCAGGACCAAGAGAGCAUUCUUUGCUUGGUUAGAGAAACACAUCAAUCCUUGAACACUUGUAAAAGAUCUGUUGACUCAAGUGCCUGGGAAAUACUACAAUCUUCCCCUACUGAGACAUCAAAAGACUGGGGCUUUGGUCCUUUUAAAGAUUACCAACAUCGAGAAGAGUCGAAGUUUAUAACAAGUGCUUCUUGUGAAUCAGAGCCAGAGAAGGAGGAGGGAGUGUUCGAGGAGUUUGGUGACCACCAAACCCAUAAAUUCAUAAGCUGCGACAUCACCCUGCCGCAGGAGGAAGCUCAAAGCGCACAUGACCUAAAGACUCCCAAAGGCGUAGAUGGAAUCUCACCUGAGGUAUUCAUGGGCCAUCCUGACACCUCAAACACGCCAGCAAAGGUUAAAGAAAACACAUGCAGGGCGGUCAACGAAACCCUGACAUUUACAAGGAUCAGAGACGAGCCGUUCACAGAUAGACAGACAGAGGGAUCUUCUGAAAAGCUAGAUCUAAAUAAAGCCAGCAAGCUUGAUAGCGGUGAACAGGUGGAAAGUGAGUUUUAUAGAGGGCUACGAGGAGAAGAAAUGGAAAGCGUUCAAAAAGAAACACAGAAUUGCUUGUGGUGUGAAAGUCUGGGGUUUAAAGAGAGCAAUUUAUGUACGCUGAACAUAAAUGUUAACAAUUCAGAGCAACAAAAAGAUGAAGAGAAGCAUUUUGAGCCCAUACGUGAACCCCAGCGCAUGGACGUUGAAGAUGAACUCCCCACAUUACCUAAAAUUCACCUGUCCUGGGUGGGCAGUGCAUCCAGCAUGGGCAGCAGCAGCAGGUUAUUGUCAUGGUGGAGGGACUUCUGGUCUCUGGGUAAUGUGACCAGAGCUCUCGUCUGUUCAGUCAUUCUGUUUGUGAUCUUUGUAACUGCUUAUCUAUGCGAUCUACCAACAUGCUUGGCCCUCUACCUGUUCUCGCUGUGCUGGUGGUGCAGUCAGGGCGUGAAACAACGUCUGGAUUCGGCAAUUGAUGUGGACUGACGCAGAUGGGAAGAAGCGCUUCUUCUAAGGGCCCAACAUCACUUUUAAAAUUCAAUUCAGAAGGCAUUUUUUCUUUUCAUGUGUGCACAAAUAAAAUUCAUUAGCUUAAAAUGACAUUUGAAGUAGUCUUUCACUAUAACAUUGAUAUUAAACUAUAAGGGUGCAUUCACACUGCAUGUAUGAAGGGAAUCAAUUCAGAUUUUUUUCUUUCAUGUGGCACAAAUCGGAUAUGACCCAGGAACGUGUAAACGGUUAUGGCUAAAAGGGAUCUUGUGAAAUCUCACCAGAUAAGUGCUGUUUUCAUCCUAUUCCUACCCUCAAACCUAUUCCUAAAUCCAACAUCUUGCGAGAUUUGACCCUAGCUGUAUCCCCUCUAUCCAGAACCUGUGUUAGCAGGAAAAAGCACAUAUUCUCUGAUCGGUUUCAGGCCUCAUUCAUAUGUGGAAAUAAAUUAGAUAUAAAUUGGAUACAUGUAUACAUGUAAGUGGACAGAAUGGAUAUUCCCAUCAAGACGACGUUUGCAAAUGACAUCAACUGAGGUGGACACCACCCGCAAUCACAUGACUAGCGAUAGAGAGCGAUGGCUUCACUUAGCGGAGUAAUGCCACAUUAUCUCAUGGCAAUUCAUGCGUAUUGUACGAGGUUACUAAUUUGUAUGAAUUCGUACACAUUUGUACAUUUUUGUACGAUUUGCUUUCGCCCCUUUGACUUUGGCUUUAUACGAUUCACUUGUAAAACACGUACAAAUUCUCGUAAGAUCAGGGUGUAAUGCUGAAGUUUCAUGUCUUGUUUUGAUCAAAAUCUUGUACUUAAACAUUGUAUAAUCAUUUCAUCUUUGUCCAUUGCAUUCGAAACAUUUUACUUCCUUAGUGGUUUAAGUUGUUUCAGGUCGAUAUGUCUACAUUGAGUUGUUUUGCCAGGUGUUCAUUGUAAAUGCAGAUUUGGAUACUUUAAAAAGAUGACCUAGCGAGUUGAAAAAAAAUAUUGAUACAGUCAACAAAUUGGAGUUGGCCAUCCAGAUCUGAAGUGUAAAUCCAGCCUAACUGUUUUGACCUGUUUGAAGUCUCAGAUAGUGGAAAAAUUUGAAACCACUUUUAAAACACAACUUUUGUAGCUAUACAGUGCAAAUGUCCACCCGCUUUGUUGUUUUUGCAAAGUUUUACUGACCAUUGAUAUUUAUUUUUUGCUCAAUUAUUGAAAAUACAGGAAAUAUGUACACACAAAAAACAAUAUUUAGUGUGAUGUCUUCGCACUAAACACAUCUUGAACUCUUUUAAGGAAACUGAAGUACAAAAGUCUUUAGAUUACAAUUAUUAGGGUUUCACACUUUAGAUUAUAAUUUUAUUGCAAAUUCCGUUAUUUUUUUAAUGAUGGCAUAGUGGCCUAUUAUUAAUAAUAUAACUUGUGUGAAAUGUUUGUGUGUAAUGUAACAAGAUGUGCAGAAUCUGGUACUAUAUGUAGCCUGCAAGGACACACAGAUCAUUUCAUGAAUCUUGGGGUCGUCUGUAAUGGACAUGACAUUUCCUACAAAUCCUGUCAUGUGCCUGUCCCUAAAGAGAGAGAGAGAGAGAGAGAGAGAGAGAGAGAGAGAUAAAAGACAGUUUUAUAAAUGCAACUCUAUUACUGUAUGUCACUCAUACAUUGUACUUGCCCAGAACAUUUAUAGAAGUACAUAUAUUUAUGUGAAUAUCAGUGUGUGUUAUGCACUUUAUAUUUUUAGUUUUAGACAAAUGCACAGUGUAAUGGGUCUGUGUGUACGUGCAUGCUUGUGUGUGUAAUAGAGCUGUUCUGUCUAUGUCACUGCAGUCAUAUGAUCCACUCUCUUGUGACUGUGACCUUUCAGAGUUCACUCUUCACCUUACUUGACGCUGUGGCAGAAACAGUCUUCAUAAACCCAGCAGUGAGCAUACUAGUGUCUGCUCUCAUCUUCAUCCUAACAAAUGCUGGGUUGAUUUUAACCCAUCGUUGUAAAGUAUAAACAAAGCAAGACCCAACCAUGUGUUAAACCAACCAAGCAUUUAUCAGAGUAUUCACAAACACCUUUACUCAAUUGAACUCUCUUUUAGAGCUCUUAAAGCCCCAAAAUAAACUGGAUGUAUUCACAACCAGUCUAUAUCACAACACUUAAGGGAGUCUCUUUCACAAUAUUUUUAAAUACAGGAAUCUGGCAAGACUACUAUAUCACUUUCAUUUAAGACUUUAUAGGGUGACCAGACCUUUUCCCAAUGCAGUCUUGUUUUUGUUUUUUUCUUGGUGUUAUGUUUUCCACAAACCCACAACAAUAAAAGAUGAAAACAUUUAAAAA